AUGUCUGCGCCCGGUGAAGACACGUUUGCCGAGGAAAACGACGAUAUGGAGGAGAUGGAUGAAGUCGGCAGUGAUGCCGAUGAAGGCGUAGAUAUGGAGGAGGGCGGAGGGGACGGAGACGGGGAGAAGAAAGUGUACGUCCCCGGAAUGGAGCCGCUUCAGCCGGGAGAGGAGCUGGAGAUGGAUCGGUCUGCGUACCGCAUGUACCACGAGUGCCAAACAGGUGCUCCGUGUCUGAGCUUCGACAUCCUGAGAGACACAGACGGAGAAAACAGGGAGCAGUUUCCUCUGUCCAUGCUUCUCUGUGCAGGCACACAGGCUGACACAGCUCUGAAGAACAGACUACUCGUCAUGCGCAUGCACAACCUUCAUGGAACAGAGAAAGACAAAGAGGGGGAAGAAAGCAGUGAUGAAGACAGUGAUGACGAUGAGGAGGAUGAGGACAAAAAGCCACAGAUGGAACUGGCCAUGAUGCCUCACUAUGGAGGGAUUAACAGAGUCAGAGUGACUCGGCGUGGAGAGCAGUCAUUGGCUGCUGUUUGGUCAGAUAAGGGACAGGUGGAAAUAUUUGACCUCCGAUCUCAGCUGGAAGCUGUUCACAGCUCUGCUGCCAUGGCAACUUUCGUCAAACAGGAGAAGGAAGCUACAGCUCUCUUCAGCUUCUCAGGACACAUGACUGAAGGCUUUGCGAUUGAUUGGUCUCCUACAGUACCUGGACGUCUUGUCAGCGGAGACUGCAACAAGAACAUCCAUGUUUGGGAGCCACAGGAGGGAGGGACGUCAUGGCAGAUUGACCAACGACCUUUCAGCUCCCACAGCAAGUCUGUGGAGGACCUGCAGUGGUCUCCGACUGAAGCUACAGUUUUUGCAUCCUGCUCAGUGGAUCAGUCUAUCCGUGUCUGGGACAUCCGUGCCCCGCCCAACUCCAUGCUCUCAGCCAAUGAAGCUCACUCGUCAGACAUCAACGUUAUAAGCUGGAAUAGGAGUGAACCAUUCCUCCUGUCAGGAGGGGACGAUGGUCUUCUGAAAGUUUGGGACCUGCGACAGUUUAAGAACGGCCGGCCUGUGGCGAACUUCAAGCAGCACAGCGCUCCCAUCACAUCCGUGGAGUGGAACCCCACCGACUCCAGUGUGUUUGCUGCAUCAGGGGCAGACGAUGUCGUCAGCCAAUGGGAUCUGUCCGUGGAGUCAUGUGAUGUGGGUGCCAGGGUUGAGGGCAUGAAGGACCUGCCCCCUCAACUCUUGUUCCUGCAUCAGGGUCAGUCGGAGAUCAAGGAGAUUCACUGGCACCAACAGAUUACUGGUGUGAUGGUUUCAACAGCUCUGUCAGGAUUCAACGUGUUCAGGACAAUAUCUGUGUAGUGUGUGUGUGUGAGUGUGUGUGCUGAGAGAAACACAUGAUUUUUCCAUUUACAUGAGUAGUACACAUUUAAUGUGUAAAGAGCAGAAAAUCCAAAUAUUAGUCACCAUUAAGGGGCUUGUAAUAAUGUAAAUAACUCAGCUUUGAGGUCAUAACUCUUCUUCUGACAUUUAUUGGCACAUGUAGGCGCCAUAUGGUGUUAUCUUUUUUAUUGAUCUUUAGGUCUGUAUGGCUUACAGAUGUAUUAGCUAUUUUAGGCAUUUCCUAUUGCAUGCUUAAAAUAAAAUGUUAAAAAACCAA
This is a messenger RNA of Scomber japonicus (chub mackerel), 1660 nucleotides long. It is a transcript of the gene grwd1, whose product is annotated as glutamate-rich WD repeat containing 1. The transcript is spliced from 7 exons. NCBI's taxonomy places the organism in Eukaryota, Metazoa, Chordata, Actinopteri, Scombriformes, Scombridae. The record is from RefSeq and is a predicted model, not a curated record. Gene Ontology annotation, molecular function: protein binding. The coding region runs from base 1 to 1362 and encodes 453 amino acids.